Messenger RNA from Pseudonaja textilis, 3172 nucleotides. The record is from RefSeq and is a predicted model, not a curated record. NCBI's taxonomy places the organism in Eukaryota, Metazoa, Chordata, Lepidosauria, Squamata, Elapidae.
GAGUUUGACAACCCUGAUUUAGGGCAUUUUUAUAGAAAGUCUCAGAAAACAUGUAUAGAUUCUUAUUAUAGUUUACUUGACCCUAGUUCCAAAAUGUGACUAUUGCAUUGUGGAAAGGAAAAAGAAGCCUUGCCCUUUAAGGAAAGAGGCAAAACUUUUUCUUUUGUGAAUUCAAAUUUCCGGGCUGGGAGAUUUUACUGCAAAAUAAUUGGUCAGCUGCAUUGGAAAACAGAAUCAGUUUAUUAAUAGGAAGGCAAGUAAGAAGAAGUCCUACAGUGUUUCUGGGAUUAAUCUAAUAAGAUCAUGGAUUUUCCAGGACACUUUGAGCAAAUCUUCCAGCAGUUGAACUAUCAACGGCUUCAUGGUCAACUUUGUGAUUGUGUCAUUGUGGUUGGAAAUAGGCACUUCAAAGCACAUCGUUCUGUUUUGGCAGCAUGCAGCACACACUUCCGAGCUCUCUUCACCGUGGCAGAAGGAGAUCAGACUAUGAAUAUGAUCCAGUUAGACAGUGAAGUAGUGACAGCUGAAGCUUUUGCUGCUCUCAUUGAUAUGAUGUACACCUCUACACUCAUGCUUGGAGAGAGCAAUGUUAUGGAUGUGUUGCUAGCAGCUUCUCACCUCCAUUUGAACUCUGUGGUAAAAGCAUGCAAACACUAUCUCACUACAAGGACAUUACCCAUGUCUCCACCAAGUGAUAGAGUUCAAGAGCAGAAUGCACGCAUGCAGCGGUCUUUCAUGCUUCAGCAGCUUGGGUUAAGUAUAGUGAGCUCUGCUUUAAAUUCUACCCAAAGCACAGAAGAGCAGACAAAUUCUAUGAGCUCGUCGGUCAGAAGCAACAUUGAACAACGAAGUGCUUUUCCAAUACGGCGUCUCCAUAAACGUAAACAGUCUUCUGAAGAAAGGGCUAGACAACGCAUUAGGCCUUCCAUGGAUGAUUCUAUCAUGUCAGAUGUUACUCCUGAAAGUGCACAGACUGUGGUUCAUUCACGAGAUGAAUUUUUUUCCCCAGACUCCUUGAAAAUUGUGGACAAUUCCAAGACGGAUGGUGUGAGUAACCAGGAAGAUAAUACCGUUAUGUUUGAUCAAUCCUUUGGUGCCCAGGAAGAUCCUCAAGUGCCCAGCCAAUCUGACAACAGUGGGGGAACUAUUUCUCAAAUGUCUAUGGCAUCGCAGGCGACUCAAGUUGAAACUAGUUUUGAUCAAGACACCACUUCUCAAAAAAACAAUUUUCAGUGUGAGAAUCCUGAGGUUGGACUAAGUGAAAAAGAACACAUGAGAGUAGUGGUGAAAUCUGAACCUUUGAGUUCUCCAGAGCCCCAGGAUGAAGUGAGUGAUGUCACAUCCCAAGCAGAGGGAAGUGAAUCGGUUGAAGUGGAAGGUGGAGGAGUAAAUGCUGAAAAAAUAGAACUGAGCCCUGAAAGCAGCGAUCGUAGUUUUUCUGACCCACAGUCUAGUACCGAUAGAGUGGGGGACAUUCAUAUUAUGGAGGUAGGAAAUAACAUAGAACACAAGUCCACUUUUAGUAUUUCAAACUUUCUGAAUAAGAGCCGAGCCACUAGUUUUGGUGCUAGCCAGAAUCAUGAGGACAACAUUCCAAAUACAACUAGUGACUGCAGAAUGGAUGGUGAUGCCUCUUAUUUAAUUAGCCCUGAAUCUGGGCCUGCUAAUAGUCAUUCUUCAGCUUCUGUUUCUCAUGUAGAGAAUCCUUUUAAUGAGAGCACAGACUCGCAUUUUGUCAGGCCUAUGCAGGAUGUCAUGGGCCUGCCUUGUGUACAAACGUCUGGCUACCGUACAGCAGAGCAAUUUGGGAUGGACUUUCCAAGAUCGGGCCUCGGAUUGCAUUCUUUGUCAAGGGCGGUAAUGAGCUCAAGGGGGGGCGCCAACAGCUUUCCUGGGUAUCGUCGCAUAGCCCCCAAAAUGCCUGUCGUGACUUCUGUUCGGAGCUCUCAAAUGUCAGACAAUGCUCCGAGUUCUCAAUUGCUAAUGAACGGGGCUACUUCCUCUUUUGAAAACGGGCAUUCUUCUCAGCCUGGCCCACCACAGCUGACCAGAGCGUCGGCUGAUGUUCUUUCAAAGUGUAAAAAGGCCUUAUCUGAACACAAUGUCCUGGUAGUAGAAGGUGCUCGCAAAUAUGCCUGCAAAAUUUGCUGCAAGACUUUUCUGACCCUCACAGACUGCAAGAAGCACAUUCGCGUGCAUACUGGGGAGAAACCGUAUGCUUGCUUAAAGUGUGGCAAGAGGUUCAGUCAGUCGAGCCAUCUGUAUAAACAUUCCAAAACUACUUGUCUUCGUUGGCAGAGCAGCAAUAUACCCAGCACUUUGCUUUAAUUCUUUUCCUCUGUCCCAUGUUGCCAAUAAUUUUAGGAAAGCAUGGAGUAUAAGAGGCAAACACUUACAGUGUGAUUCUGCCACACACCUUAAAAAAAAGGCUUGAUUAUUUUUAAUACUUGUACCAUACCUACCUCACAGGGGUGUUGUGAGGCUUAAACAACUUUUUAAAAGCGCUUUGAAAUUAUCCAGCUCUAUCACAAACAAAAAAGAUUGCAAUCCUUGGGAGAAAGCCCCAUUGAAUGUUCUGGGGUUUAUUUCCAAGUAAGCAUGUUUAGGAUUGGGCUGUACAUAUUACAUAAGGAUACAAUACUUGGUAUUGUUCUUUCUGAUUGGAUGGUCUGAAAGAAUAAAGCCUACUUGUACAGCUAAUGCAUAAUUAGCUAGUAUUGUUAUAAGAUGAAGGGCAAACUUUUUAAUGGCUUUUUUAAUGAUGUGAAAGCAUUUAUCUGUAUAAUAGGUCGCUUAGUGUGUGUGAACAACAUAACAAAGAGCUCUUUAUUGUGAAAGGUUACAUAUCUUGAAGAUGAAACCAUCUUUGCACCUCAAAGUGCUUUUAAAGUGUGUGAUAGUUUAACAUAGUUUUAGGGGUCUGAAUGUAUUUUUGAUUGUUUUGCAGUAACAUACACUGUGUAAUGAAGGUGCUUACCUUGAAUACAAUGCAAGUACGUUUUAGACUGUCUGAUAUAUGUGUGUGUGUGUAUGUAUAUACACACACUUUUGAAUACUGCAAAAUUUAGGUGUUUCAUAGUUUUCCUUUUGUAAAAUCUUGUACUAGAAAGUGAAGUGUUUAUGUAUUAUUCUUGAUAGUGUUUCUAAUCAAUUUGUAUUCAAUGUGUUAAAA